AUGGUGGCCUCAAAGAAGAUGAAAAAGUCUCUGGAGUUGAUCAACUCUAGGCUCCAACUUGCUAUGAGAAGCGGAAAGUACACGCUGGGCUACAAACAGACUCUGAUGAUGAUCAGACAGGGCAAAGAGAAAUUGGUUAUCCUUGCCAACAACUGCCCAGCUUUCAGGAAAUCUGAACUAGAACACUGUGCCAUGGUGACUAAAACUGGUGUGCAUCCUUACAGUGGCAGUGGCACUGGACUGGGCACAGCAUGUGGAAACUACUACAGAGUACACACACUGGUUACCACUGACCCAGGUGAUUCUGAUGUUAUUUGA
Cricetulus griseus (Chinese hamster) is the source of this 318-nucleotide messenger RNA. Lineage: Eukaryota; Metazoa; Chordata; Mammalia; Rodentia; Cricetidae. The record is from RefSeq and is a predicted model, not a curated record.